UAUAUUUGUGAUUUUCAUAUGCUUUACAUACAUACAUAGAUUAUUAAAUUUGUUUGGCAUUAAGACUAAAUUAAUCAACAUUCAAUGGCGCUCAGUCAACUGUGGUUUGGACUAAACCGAAACGUGGGCGCCUUUUUGUGCAUCAAGCCGGAAAAUUGUGCAAGAAAUGAAUUGGCCCAACAGCCAGUGCGACACUGGCAUGCAAAUAUCAUCAAACAGGACUACCGCAAAGUUAUCGAUCCAAAGUAUAACAAGGGAUUGGGCUUUACGCAUGAGGAACGCCAGAAGUUAAGUGUGAUUGGGUUGUUGCCCUGCGCAUAUCGCACUGAAGCCGAACAGUUGUAUGCAGCGAACGUUAACUUUAAUUCACAAGAAUCCAAUAUGGGACGCUAUCUCUAUUUGAGAACGUUGCGAUCGCGACAGGAGCGACUUUAUUAUCGCUUUGUCAGCGAAUAUGUGGAGAAAGUGAUGCCCAUCAUAUAUACGCCCACGGUGGGUGCCGUCUGUCAGAGAUUCAGUUCGAUCUACAGCAGUUCGAUGGGGCUGUAUGUGUGCAAAUACGACAGGGGUAACAUGUACCAUGUGCUCAACAAUUGGCCGGGCAAGGAUAUUCGGGCCGUGUGCGUGACGGAUGGGGAGCGCGUUCUUGGCUUGGGUGAUCUGGGUGCCCAUGGGAUGGGCAUAGCGGUGGGCAAGCUGGAUUUGUAUACGGCUCUGGGUAAGAUUCCGCCGCAGUAUCUAAUGCCCGUUGUCCUCGACGUGGGCACUAACAAUAAGAUGCUCCUUGCGGAUCCUUUGUAUAUUGGUGUGAGGGAGAAACGCUGCACUGGCAAGGAGUACGAGGAUCUUGUGCAAGAGUUCAUGGACGGCGUUGUCAGUUCCUGGGGCCAUGAGACACUUAUCCACUUUGAAGACUUUGCUACGCCGAAUGCAUUCAAGUUCAUCAGCAAGUAUCAGGACAACUAUUGCUACUUCAAUGAUGACAUCCAGGGCACAGCGGCCACAGGACUCGCCGGCUUUCUAGCCGUUGAGCGCAUCACGAAGAGACCGCUCAACGAACACCUUAUUCUAUUUGUAGGCGCUGGCAGUGCAGCCCUCGGCAUUGGCAAACUUGUUGUAAAGGAGCUGAUGAGCCGAAAGAUGAGUGCCGAGGAGGCUAUGAAAAAUAUUUACCUCAUGGAUUCAUUUGGUGUUGUGACAAAAGACAGAAAAGAUUUUAUUUUACCCGAUAUAGAGCCAUUUGCCAAGGACAUGCCACCCUUAACGGAUCUCGAACAAGUGGUGAAAGAGCUGAAGCCCUCAAUAUUGCUAGGUGCCACGGGUCAGGGCGGCAUUUUUACAGAGAAUGUCCUACGCCUCAUGGCCCAAGAUCAAAAGCAGCCAGCCAUUUUUGCGUGCUCGAAUCCUACGAGCAAGGCUGAAUGCACAGCAGAACAGGCGUACAAUUUUACAGAGGGUCGAGCACUUUUUGCCUCUGGCUCCCCCUUCCCACCCGUUCUGAUGGAUGGCAAGCGUUUGACGCCAUCGCAGGCCAAUAAUGCAUUUGCCUUUCCCGGCGUGGCUUUAGGUGCAAUGUGUGCCAAGCCCCACACAAUACCGGACGAGGUAUAUCUUAUUACGGCACGCACACUGGCCGACUAUGCGGUCGAGGAGUAUCCGGAUAGCGUUAUUCUCUAUCCACCUGUGAUGGAUGCCGCUAAUGUGGCCUUUAAGGUUGGCGUUGCUGUCGCAGAGUAUCUAUUUGACACGGGCUUGGCCACCAAAUUCCCGAUACCCGAUGAUGUUUGUGCGUUUGUCAGCGGAUAUCAGUACAACACGGCUCUCGAGCCAGCCCUGCCAGUAACGUGGAAGUACCCAGAACAGCCACGGAUUUCAUUACCCAAAGACGAUACGAAAGAAUGUGAAGACUAGAAGGCCAACCGAAGCCGUAGAUUGUGUAUAUAUUUAUGCUGAUUUAUAUAGCAUUGAUCUGGAUAAAGACAUAACUCUGCUUGUGUAUGCAUAAAAAAAAGAAAUGAAAAGCAACUAGUUGCAUGUGGUGGCAAGUUGCCAACAACA
Drosophila grimshawi is the source of this 2058-nucleotide messenger RNA. Its product is annotated as NADP-dependent malic enzyme. The transcript is spliced from 4 exons. Lineage: Eukaryota; Metazoa; Arthropoda; Insecta; Diptera; Drosophilidae. Gene Ontology annotation, biological process: pyruvate metabolic process; malate metabolic process. The record is from RefSeq and is a predicted model, not a curated record. Bases 85 to 1911 code for a protein of 608 amino acids. Gene Ontology annotation, cellular component: mitochondrion. Gene Ontology annotation, molecular function: NAD binding; malate dehydrogenase (decarboxylating) (NAD+) activity; malate dehydrogenase (decarboxylating) (NADP+) activity.